Molecule: messenger RNA, 1682 nt
Organism: Paramormyrops kingsleyae
Lineage: Eukaryota; Metazoa; Chordata; Actinopteri; Osteoglossiformes; Mormyridae
Molecular function (GO): protein binding
Source: RefSeq, a predicted model, not a curated record
GAUAAAUCCUCCGCUUUAUCAGAUGACUCGUAGGUUUUGCAAGCCCGCUCUCUGUCCAUCACCAGUUUCUCACCACGACUGGCAAAACGGAUGAUGGAUGAGUGACGGACGGAUGCCGAUGCGCAGUUCUUCUCUCUCCUGUGCAGCCUCUCUUUUUUUCUGGGCAAUUUUGGAAGAAAGUGACAUGGAAGCUCUACGACCGCCGACUGGCAGCAGCUCCGGCAGUCCGUCCAUCUGGCUUGUGGCGAUGGUCGUGGUUCUUUUCGUGACUCUGAUCGGGGGAACAGUGACAGUCACCUUGAUGGUGAUGGAGAUCCGGAGAGAGCUGGCCGAAAUCAACAUGACCCACCCGCACAACCACAGCAAGGUACAUCAAUCUUCCUCCAUCCUCACACCGAAAUUCGAACAAGUAAAGACCACCACCAUUUUGUGGGAACUGCACCCAGGGCAGAGUGGAGUGACCUACAAUGCGGACAAUGGAAAGAUACAGGUUGAGCAUAAUGGAACAUACUUGAUGUACCUGAACUUGGGAGUGCGCUGUAAUCCUCAUAGCUACUGCAGUAGGGCCACGUUGACUAUCAGGGUUAAGGACCAAACCAAGACACAGUUAACCUGCGAGGUGAAGCUUCCGGCAGGUGCGAAAACCGUGUGGGCAAACGAUUGCUUGUCCGUGGUGCCUCUGAGUGCCCAGCAACCCCUCAUGGCAGAGAUGAUUACGACUGUGGAAAAUGAGGAGUGGAAGCUGAUCCGGGAGCACAGCAAGCUGGGGCUCCUCCCGGUGGACAAGCUGGGGAAGUGAGGGUGCAGGUGCCCUCGUGGAUGUGCGGAGAACCGGAGCCCAGGGCCGGCAGGGCUCAAGCUGGAGCACCGAAAGAUCUGCAGAACCUCACAGAGCAGAGAUGGUGCGCCCUUUUGCACAGGAGCUAUGGACGGACACCAAGUCAGAGCCCGUUACUUCGACAGAGACGCAAGGCGCUUUCUUAGACACUUCGUGCCAAGAUGACACUGUGAUGUGGCACAAAUCACUAUGCCAACUAUCCCAGUUCAUUUCCUGCUUCCUGUACAUGCCUAGCACUACAGUGGCACUCUCAGGAUAGUAUUUUGUAACGUAUCCAGGGCUUGGGAUUUCAGGACAAGGAUAACUAGACAUUUUCCUGUUGAUCCAAGUACAUUUUACAUUUGACUGAUUAUUAUUAUUAUUAUUAUUAAUAUUAAUAUUAUUCUUAUUAUUGUUGUUGUUUUGUUAUUGUUGUUGUUGUUGUUUUGUUAUUGUUAUUAUUAUUGCUGUUGUUGUUGUUGUUGGUGAGUUUGUGUGUGUGCCCCGUGAUGGACUGGCAUCCUGUCCAUUAAACCAUUGAUGGAUGGGUCAUUAUCAUUAAGUAAUCGCUAUUGUUGUUUUACUCACUACUAUUUAGAAUAUGUUGUUAUUGUUAUUUUUUGUAUUAUUUAUAACCUGCGGCCUGUACUACGAAGCGGGGUUACUGGCUUAUCGGGGUACCUUGUCGGAUUUAUGGUACCGCAGUUUAAAUGGACAUUCGUUCACAUAUUCACAUAUUCGUUCACGUACGUUUUGCCCAGACCACCGCAAAUCCGACAAGUUACCCCGAUACGCCAGUAACCCCACUUCGUAGUACAUGCCACUGCACUUUGGUUUGUUACCUGACACCAUUGUUCGUUUUUUU